Messenger RNA from Drosophila kikkawai, 765 nucleotides. RefSeq lists its product as uncharacterized. The record is from RefSeq and is a predicted model, not a curated record. NCBI's taxonomy places the organism in Eukaryota, Metazoa, Arthropoda, Insecta, Diptera, Drosophilidae.
UUGUGUUCGGUUGACCAAAGCCAAAGGAGGUUUUCAGAGGAAAAUGCUGCUUUAUUUGUUGACUUUUUUGCUGGCUUCUCAUCUAAUAAGUGCAGAAGUUCAGACUGGGGUUCAGAAUGCGGUGGAACCUCCGAAAUGCUAUAGCUGCGAGGGCAUUAAUUGCCUGAGAACAACCCGUCAGAAUGUCACCAUAAGCUGCUCUGAUAAGCUGGAUGUCUGUGUGACAAUUUAUAAUGAUUUUGCCGUCAGCGAAAGGGGUUGCUUCUCUCAGAUCUCCCUGGCUGGCCAGGCCAAGUGUGCGGCCAGGGACAGUCAGUGCCAGAAAUGUAGCGGCCAAUUGUGCAAUAAUCAAGGACGCAGGGACUUUAAAUGCCUUCAAUGCAGUGGCUCGGAAACCUCUGACUGUAACAAGGGUUCUUCUGCCUCCCUAACUCCUGCCCAGUGCGGACUCCCCACCUCGGCCAACUCCUAUUGCUAUGUCAAGGUCGUCGGCUCAUCUCUGCAACGCGGCUGUGCUUUGUCUGUAAAGGAGCAAAAGUCCUGCCUGGAUGAUGACAAAUGUUCACUUUGCCUGCCGGAGGACUCUAGUGAUUCCAAUGCCUGCAACUAUUUCGAUUUGGAUACCGAUUCCAAGAAUGGCCAAGGACAAUUCGUCAGCAGUUUGGGAUUGGCCUCUAUGGCUUUGAUAUUGCUUAAAUUGCUUAAAUAGUUAUUUUUUAAUAAUAACAAAUAAAUAAAUUACUGAUUAUUUUGGUUAAAACAUUA